Messenger RNA from Pyricularia pennisetigena, 1341 nucleotides. RefSeq lists its product as uncharacterized. The record is from RefSeq and is a predicted model, not a curated record. Gene Ontology annotation, biological process: ribonucleotide metabolic process; RNA catabolic process. Bases 1 to 1341 code for a protein of 446 amino acids. The transcript has a single exon. NCBI's taxonomy places the organism in Eukaryota, Fungi, Ascomycota, Sordariomycetes, Magnaporthales, Pyriculariaceae. Gene Ontology annotation, cellular component: ribonuclease H2 complex; nucleoplasm.
AUGGCACGAACAAGAACCGGCAAAUCCACGACCACAAAGGAAAAAUCAUCCGCAUCGACGGCGUCAUCUUCCACAUCCAGAUAUAUACUCCCGACUUCUUCAGAAACGCCGUCCAGACUAUUUAUACUACCAAAAGAUGCGACUGCAGAUGCUAAGAUAGUAGCACUAACGAACCCUCGAUAUGCCAAACCCACCCGUUAUCUCGUCUGCCCCAAAACGGGCAUAUACGAGUUUACCAGGAUUGCAGCACCAAAGUCCUCUGCCCGCAGCUGGCUGAUAACACAAGAGGACGCCAGCAGCACCGUUCUGGACGACGAGGAUGGCAAACCCCGGAAAGCAUGCCUCCAGGCAGAAGUCAGCAAGGGCGCCGAGCUAUUCGUCGCAACCAAGAUCGAUCCCGUCUUUCUUGUUCUGCCGGCCCUUGCGUUGCAGUCCAAGACGACCGACGCAGACAAGCGCAUGUUUCUCACCAGUGAGGAUCACAUCGACGCGCUGCCCCAGGAAGGCACCAACUUAUCAGAAAUCUUACGGUGGAAGGGAGUUAGAGAAUUAUUAGAGAGUCGCAUGGCAUAUGUAUGCGAUACCGUGGAGGCUGGCGACGAGACCAUGUUCCGCUUGAGCGAGACGAAGCUACUCGAGAUGCUCCUCAACAAGGCCAAGCGCAUGACUUUGCCCAAGAGCAUGCACGACAAGUUCGUCAAAAAGGCUCUCGAAGCACCAGUUCUGGGCCAGAAAAGUCUGGCGCCCAAGGGUGCUGCUGCGCCAGCCGAGGCGGUCCAGUCAGACUCUGACGGGGCCUCGACACCACAAACCGAAUCAACCGACUCCCAAUCCUCGGUCGCAACCACAGACAGCACAGUAUCACAAAGCUCAACUACUGCAACCUCAAUAGCUGGAGAGGAUGCGGACGCUUCUGCUGCUCCUGAACAGGUGGUUGCUGCCAUCGAAGCAUCAGACAAGGUCAUCAAGUUGCAAGAGCUGAGGGUAGCCUUCAACUUUGUAUGCUCCAGCUACCUCCCGCCGGUCAUUGAAACAGUAAUCAAAGACCUACUCUCAGCGAAAUCCGGCACUUUUUCUCAGUUUGUCGACUUCAAGCCGCUAGACGAUUACCUUGGUCGUCUCACAAAGCUUCGACAAGAGGCUUUGCUUACCAGGUCUGCCUCUGACUUUUCGCGUAAGCGCGCUCUGGAUGAGGAGCAGGAGGAGCGCAACGAGAAGAGGAGAAAGAUGGAAGAGGAGGACAAGCGCAAGAAGGCGAAUGAAAGUAGGGGAGUCAAGCAGUUGAAGAAGGUCAACGUGAGCGGGAUGAAGAAGCUGAGCGAGUUUUUCAAGAAAAAGUGA